Messenger RNA from Aethina tumida (small hive beetle), 5270 nucleotides. RefSeq names its product rap guanine nucleotide exchange factor 6 (gene PDZ-GEF). Lineage: Eukaryota; Metazoa; Arthropoda; Insecta; Coleoptera; Nitidulidae. Gene Ontology annotation, biological process: positive regulation of GTPase activity; Ras protein signal transduction. The transcript has 20 exons. The coding region runs from base 80 to 4333 and encodes 1417 amino acids. Gene Ontology annotation, cellular component: apical plasma membrane; plasma membrane. The record is from RefSeq and is a predicted model, not a curated record. Gene Ontology annotation, molecular function: guanyl-nucleotide exchange factor activity; protein binding.
AAUUUGAUAAACACUUGAUAAGACGAUGCCGCCUUCAAGACGUUGAGCGUCGCCGUCGGAUCGGCACGCCACCAUCAGGAUGGUGUCGCCAUCUCGCGGCGCCUCCGCCACCGACUGGGAGGAAAUGUGGCUGAGGUCGCUGAGCAAACCUCCUACGUGCAGAUCGCUGCAGGACCUGCAGGUCAUCUACUAUGGACUCAGCGGCCUUGAGGCGCUGCAGACGCUACGAGACUCCCACAUUCGAACGCUCUGCAAGAUGGUGAGAUACGAGAAGAGACAAGCGAACGACGUUCUCUACUAUACUGGAGAAUUAUCAACAUGCUGGUACAUCCUGCUGUCGGGGUCCGUGUUUAUAGACGGUUCUAUGUUCCUGCCACGAUCGAGUUUUGGAAAAAGAACAGGGGGCAGUGCUCGAAGGCAAAACGAAUGUUUCGUUUUGGAACCGUCAGAAAUGAUUGUCAUCGACUAUCCCGAAAUUGAUCAAAACAGAAGGAUACAAAAUUCUCCGCUAAUGGACCACUCGCAGCAUCGGCCUAUGACCAUUAUGUUCGAUGAUGCACAAUAUAUGCAAAGUAACUUGUCUCGUCCGAGCUUGUACCACAAGUACAGCCGGGGUUCUCAUUCAUCGGACACGAGCUCAGCAUACAGCGGCUCCGACACGAUGGCCUCCAAUCACUCCGAAUUGGACGCGGAAGAGCUUGAUCUCACAGGCCUCGUCGAGUCCGUCGUCGACUCGGAUGAGGAAGACGAUCUCGCCGAGAGUAUGGACAGCCUGACAGUACGCGACAGAGUACGUGACUGUUUAGAAAAGGAACCGACCGAACGAACAGAAGAUGACAUCGAAACUCUUCUGGAAUUCACACAACACCUCAAAGCCUUCACCAACAUGACACUGGCGGUGCGGCGCGCCCUUUGUGCCGUAAUGGUGUUCGCCGUUGUUGAAAAAGCCAACACAACAGUGAUGCAUGAUGGUGAAGAGCUCGAUUCCUGGUCGGUGUUGGUGAAUGGGACUGUCGAAGUGCACAUCCAGGGUGAGGAAAACCAAGUCUUGACCAUGGGUGAUGCCUUUGGUAUCUUGCCCACCAUGGAGAAACUUUAUCACAAGGGAGUGAUGAUCACGAAAUGCGAUGACUGCCAGUUUGUGUGCAUCACACAAACCGACUACUACAGAAUACUGCAUCAAGGUGAAGAAAAUACCCGUAAGCAUGAGGAAGAUGGCAAAUUGGUGAUGGUUACCGAACUGCGAGGUUCUCUAGAGACCACUACCAACAGACGAGGUCAUGUGGUGAUUCGAGCCACUCCACAACGUCUGAUGACACAGCUAAUCGAAGAAAACUCUCUCACGGAUCCCACCUACGUGGAAGAUUUCCUUUUGACACAUCGCACAUUUAUACCAAGUCCAUUGCAUGUGGCAAAUCAACUGCUGGACUGGUUUAGGGAUCCAGAUAUUCGUGAUAGGGUAACUCGAGUGGUACUCCUGUGGGUGAAUAAUCAUUUCACGGAUUUCGAAACAGAUCCUGAUAUGAUUGAGUUUUUGGAAACAUUCGAAUUAGGUUUAGAAAACGAAAAAAUGGUCGGACAACUACGACUACUGAACAUCGCCUGUGCGGCGAAGGCACGAAUACGAAAUGUCAUUUUAGCCCGACCAAAUCGAGACGAACCGCUCAACUUCCAAAUAUUGGGUGGCUUUGAACGAAAUUUCGGAAUAUUCAUAUCGAAAGUCGACAAAAAAUCGAAAGCUGAGGAAGUUGGACUUAAACGUGGCGAUCAAAUUAUAGAGGUAAAUGGACAAAGUUUCGAACAUGUGAGUCACACAAAGGCUUUAGAAAUUCUUCGUGGCGCAACCCACCUGAGUAUCGCCGUCAAAUCGAACCUAUUGAACUUUAAGGAGAUGCUUAACACUCCAGACAAUUCACCUAGACCGCGUGGUCGAAAGCCAAGUGAUAUUACGAAACUGCCGCCGGAUUCUCGGAUGAGGAUAAGCAGCGUCGAUGGUAAUGUGGCUCUUGCAACUGAGGCGCCAGCUUCACAACCAGUCACCAUUGCAAGCCCACAAAAAGAAAGCAAAAAGAUGUUUAUGACUCUUGGUCCAAAGAGACGUAUCCAAAAGGCGCUCAUCAACAUGAGGAUGAAUUUCUUAACCAAAAAUAUAAUUAAUGUGGGUAUGGGAUCGGAUCAAGUGGACAGUGCACCACCGCCAUCCAACCUGGCAAAUAAUAUAUACCAAUCUCAGAGCAAUCCAGACCUGAUGUCCAUCUGUUACGACGAUGUUCGAUGUGCAGAUUAUCCCGAACACGUGCUUAAAGUCUACAAGCCCGAUCAAACGUACAAGUAUCUUCUGGUAAAUAAGGAGACAACGGCCCAUGAGGUGGUGAUGUUGGCUCUUCAAGAGUUUGGUAUGACAGAUCCCAGUAGCAAUUACAGUCUGUGUGAAGUGUCUGUUACGGAUACACUGACGACCAAACAGAAACGCUUGCCAGAUCAACUGCAGAAUUUGGCUGAGAGAAUUGGGUUGAGUAGCAGAUACUACUUGAAAACUAAUGGAAUAACGGAGACACUUGUGCCUGACGAAUUGGCCCCAGAACUAGUGCGUGAGAGCGAUGUCCACUUCCUUCAACUAAAUGCUGUUGAAGUAGCCAUACAGCUGACGCUGCAGGAUUUCAGCAUCUUCAGACAGAUCGAACCUACAGAAUACAUCGAUGAUUUGUUCGAACUGAAAUCGAAAUACGGGACACCUAUGUUAGAACAAUUUGCUGCUUUAGUCAAUAGAGAAAUGUUUUGGGUAGUCAGUGAAGUCUGUGCAGAACAUAAUCCCGUGCGAAGAAUGAAGAUUAUCAAACAAUUCAUCAAAGUUGCAAGGCAAUGUAAAGAGUGUAAGAACUUUAACUCAAUGUUCGCCAUUGUCAGCGGAUUAGGGCAUCGUGCUGUCUCAAGGCUGCGACAAAGUUGGGACAAACUGCCUGGAAAGUACCAGAGAGUUUUUAACGAACUGCAACAGUUAAUGGAUCCAUCGCGAAAUAUGAGCAAGUAUAGACAGCUGAUAAGUGCUGAGCAGACACAACCACCAAUUAUUCCCUUCUACCCGGUAGUUAAAAAGGAUCUGACUUUCAUUCAUUUGGGCAAUGAUUGCACAGUGGAAGGAUUAGUUAAUUUCGAGAAGUUGCGUAUGAUUGCCAAGGAAGUGAGAUCUUUAAGUAAUAUGUGCAGUAGUCCUUAUGAUCUGUUAACGAUGUUAGAGCUUGGAGGCCAACCUGCCAGUAACGCCAUGGUGGCACUUAACCAAUUGACGACCGCAUCGUCUCAGUAUCAUGCACAAGGACAAACAACAGUGAAACGGCGGAAGAAGUCGACAGCAGCACCGAAUCCAAAGAGGAUGUUCGAAGAGUCGCAGAUGGUGCGACGAGUGAAAGCGUACCUGAACAAUUUACAGGUCGAAACAGACGAGGCUCGUUUGGACGAAAUGUCGCUGGAAUGCGAAGGUGCAGCUCCCAGCAGCUCGUCUUCAGUACCAGGUAGCCAGAGGAGUAAGAGGCAUGCAUCGCCCGCUCCUUCCACCACCAGCAGCACAAGUAGCGCCAGUGACGAACGAAAACCCACCCAAAAAUUUGGUUCAGCAUCGCCUCAGGCAGUGAAGAAGCUCCUAGCUCUCUCGGAACCGAACAAAACAAGACCACACCAGCCAAGGGCGCCGCCUGGCCACGGCAUGGCCAACCAACCUAGUCCAAAUGUGCGGCGGGCGCCCAGCGCAACAGGCAGCUACUCGAGCUACGGUUCGCACAGUUCAGGCGGCAGCUCGUCCGGCGGCGGCUGCGGUGGUGGUGGAGUGGGAGGCCGAGCGAUGCAUGAGCGCUCCCACUCUGAUACGCCCACCCCUCUGCCGUCAGUCGCCCUAUCCGCCGAAUCCAGUAGUGUCACGUCGCUAAGUAACAUGCCUCUGCGCAAGACGCAUACCUCCGGUUCUGUAACUUCGUCAGACUCGGGCCACAGCACCAUCAGUCAGGUGACCACCAGCUCGGUGGACGGCCACGCCUACCAGCCGGGCCGGUGUUCCAGCCCCACACGACAUCCACCCCCUAUACUAGGCUGGUAUCCCCGUACUGGUGCUAUGCCCCCUUGCCCCCAAGCUGUGGCCGUAUUGCCCCCUUUACCUCAUGCUUUGCGUAACGCUCCUAGUCGACGACAGCCCCCGACAUACAGCGUAGCUGCGCAAAUGGCUAAACUGCAGCGACUGGGCAGGGCCCAUUCCCAUGAAGGUGUUACCCAGGGUUACCACUACCAUAACGAUCCCGACACCGAUCAAGAUGACGAAGAGACGCAGGUGUCUGCAGUUUGAACAAUUAUUAAUUUUUAGUUAUCGACCAGUGAACCUGAAUAAUUUUUCACAAUACUCAUUUGUUGUGUUUUAUUGCCCAACACGAUUGCGUAGAUGUUUUUGGUACUGAGGCAAUCGAAGCAUUUCGGAGGCUGAAACUAAAUAUUUUGGUUGCCUCCGUGACAAGUACCUGAUUUUAUUUCGGACCGUUUCAGAUCCCAAGCCUUUUAGUAUUUUAGAUAACUUUAUUUAUAAUGAUUAUAGUUUAUAUUAUACAGUGUAUAUAUUUGAAUAUUAAGUUUAGGUUUUUAUUACGUUUUUACCUCUUUGUUUGUAGAAGGGUGGAAUCUCAUAAUUAAAUCUACCAUUCCAAAUUUUUAUGUAAAUAAUGAUAUAUUACACCUAACAUGUAUAACGUUCACUGUAUCAGAUAUUCUUAAAUACAUAUUAGUAUGACGAAAUUCUUAUAAAAUCUGACAAAUAUUCAACAUAUUUUGUAUUAAUCCUUAUGCUUAAUUCCGGACUCAAAUACUGUACUUUAGACUGAUAAAUAUCCUUGCAUGUCAAAAUAUGAAAAGCGUUCUUCCAAUAUCUUAUCGUUAUUGUGGAGAACGCAUUGUAUAUUAACUGUGUUAUACGUCUUUGUAAAAUAACGAUAUUUUAUAUUUGGUAAAAUUGCUUACUUAGUUGCAAUCUUAAUAUAGAUUUUGUGAUUGAACUAGUCGCUCAAUUUUUUGCAAAUAGUCAUAUCGGGACAUUUUGGCAAUUGUACGAACGUCAAAAGCGUGACUUUUUGCAAAUUUAUUUGAUGAUAUUAAUGUAAUAUAUUUUAAGGUAGAUGUAUAUCUGUAUAUUAGUGUACAAAUUUACUUUCAUUCACAUUAAAUGGCUAUAGAAAUAUCCGUCAUUUUAUUUUAAAUGUAAUAAAUGAUUUUAAAAUAAACUUUAAAUGAUUAUG